GCCUUGGUGAUCCACGGCGUUCACGAGAAAGGCUACCUGGAAUUUAUAGCGCAAAAGAGACGGAGGCAAUGCGGAAAUAGAUGGACAGUUCAUGUCACCGAGUUUGCAUCCCACUCCCAGGCUGAGGAUCUGAGAGUUUGCGGGGGUUGCAAUUAAGUGACAAGAAUUAUUUUUAUUUUCCUUUCUUUUCCUCAGCGCUUGAAAUUACCAGCUUUAAACUACACUUCACGGGGGAUUUGAAGCAUUCUUUUGCAUUUGACAUUGGGCUGAGAAGAAAACAGAUUAUACCUGAGGAUCAAAGCAACACUUUUUUUCUUGUGAGCAUCAACAUGGACGUGUUGGCGAAUUACAGUAUUUUUCAGGAACUUCAGCUGGUGCACGACACGGGCUACUUCUCGGCGAUGCCGUCGCUGGAGGAGAACUGGCAGCAGACAUGUCUGGAACUGGAGAGGUACCUACAGACGGAGCCCAAAAGGCUUUCGGAGCUCUUCGAUGAGGAGCUCGACUGCCUCCUUACGCCAGCUUUCAUGAAGGGAGACAGCGACGAGGACCUGAUGGACCCCCUGCUGCCCAGUUUAUCCGAUGAGCCCAGCCCAGCACCUCUGCUUGUAUCCCUACCCAAAAACCUUCAUGCCCCAGCCAACACCAAGAAUACCGAAGCAGGGCUGAAAGAAGCCAGCGGAGGGGUUAAUCCCGCCCAGCUAAACGCAGUCACGUCCCUCACGCCACCUUCCUCUCCGGAAUUGGGACGCCAUCUUGUCAAGCCUACGCAGACUCUUACCGCCACAGCCGAUGGCACGCUCACGCUAAAAUUGGUGGCCAAGAAAGUCGGUCUUGGGGCGGCAAAGCUGGUGGCGACACAUUCGCUACCCUCGCCACCAAACCGCGGCACACAGAGCGACGGAGAGGGAGCACUGGGAACGGUAGGCGGAGGGGACAUUCCGGAGAACAAAAAGAGGGUCCAUCGUUGCCAGUUUAAUGGAUGUAGAAAGGUUUACACAAAAAGCUCCCACCUAAAGGCACACCAGAGGACACAUACAGGUGAGAAGCCUUACAAAUGCUCCUGGGAAGGUUGUGAAUGGCGUUUCGCACGAAGCGAUGAACUGACGAGGCACUACCGCAAACACACUGGUGCCAAACCUUUCAAGUGCAACCACUGCGACAGAUGUUUUUCCAGGUCUGAUCAUUUGGCUUUGCACAUGAAGCGACAUAUCUAAUGCCGAGGGAGAUGGGAGAGAGAGAGUGAGAGAAAACGAGUGAGAACGAAGAGGAGAACAGGUGUGCACCGCCCAGACAGGAACAUUUACAACAGACUUUGAGUGCACAUGAGGGGUCUGGCCGCAAACAUCACCAGGAGGAACAUGCGAGGCAGAGUGGGCAAACGUUGUUGGAUUCUAAAUGUCUAAAAGCCUUUUCAUCAGCGAUUAGCCAUGCCUUACCGAGUGCUAGCUUGGAGGUCAGACACUGCCAAACACCACCAUUUUUUUCCAUCAUUCUCUUUGUGUACAGUAAAUCAACCAAUAGCAUGGAAUGGAAACUAUACGCUACAUGUGUAAAACCGAAACACACAUGUCAAUCAUCACGUAACGUAACAGUUCUACUAGAGAAUCAUGUUCAUUGUACAUUCUGGAACUUCCUUUUUCUUUUUCCAAGGACACCUCAUAAUAACCAACCUGCAGCUAUGUUGUAUACAGCAAACAACCAAACACGGAAAACAACAUUGCCAAUACGUUCUGAGGAGUGACCAAUGGAACAAGCGGCCAAAUGCAACGCCCGGCCCCAAAAGUAGGCUCUGCGUGGGAAAAAAAAUAUGAAAAACAAAAAAUACGGCGACGCUCAGGAUGUGUGUUGACUUCUCGUACUCUUCGCUCAGGAGCGAACUCUUCUCUGCUCUUCACGCCUCACGGGCGACCUAAAUGAUGCGCAGCGACACUUUCUUGCCUUUGUUUUUUUUAAAGACAGUGUUAAAAAAGAUGGUUUGUUUUCCUUCUGAGCUGAAAUGUCUUAAACUUCUGAAAAGUAAAAACUUGCUUUGUGAACACAAGCAUAAAUGUGCACAUACGGGAAGCGGGAGGGAACUGUGAGCCCUUCUCAGUAUGCACAAGGUUCAGUGACUGCUAUCUGGCACUGAAACGAAACGUUUGAAGCAUAAGACGAGGAUUGCUGGCUUGGUAUGAAAGGACAGAAGUCUUCUGUUUUUCAUUUUGCUUUGCUCUGAUUUGAUCCGGGGAACACGAACCAGAGCACGUCGUCAUGGACCUUGUGUGUCGCUCUCGACACUGAAAAAUGUUCCUUUGCUUUGUGUUGAUACUGGCACCUGUGUAAGAACGUAGUAGUCUGGUGCGCCAAUGGAGGAGACGUUAUGGGGGAGGGACAGCUGGCAGGACGUUUGACUCUCAGAUUGGAGCACCUGCUGGGAUCAGGAUCCAAAAGAACUUGGUGCCAUCAGCCAAGACAAACUUUGCCUGUUUCGUAUCCAUUGUCUGCACUGGUUUUUUUCAAUGUUCUCUGUGCUUUUUUUUCAUACAGUCAAAAAGAAAGCUCAAAAACAAAACUAAAAAAAAGCAGAAAAAAGGGGAAAA
Molecule: messenger RNA, 2582 nt
Organism: Sinocyclocheilus grahami
Lineage: Eukaryota; Metazoa; Chordata; Actinopteri; Cypriniformes; Cyprinidae
Product: Krueppel-like factor 7
Exons: 4
Coding region: 330-1217 (295 amino acids)
Biological process (GO): regulation of transcription by RNA polymerase II
Molecular function (GO): RNA polymerase II cis-regulatory region sequence-specific DNA binding; DNA-binding transcription factor activity, RNA polymerase II-specific
Source: RefSeq, a predicted model, not a curated record